Messenger RNA from Effrenium voratum, 996 nucleotides. Lineage: Eukaryota; Dinophyceae; Suessiales; Symbiodiniaceae. The record is from the annotation of a GenBank genome assembly.
AUGUUGGAAUGUGGGCGGGGACAGUACUUGCCACAACGCCUCCCCUUGAAGCAGUCACAGUUUAUCUCCAACACUUUGAGCUUGCUGUACUUCACCUGCACCGCGGUAUGGCUGCUCCUUACGGUGGUCAUCAAGUUCCCCAUCGCGCUGCACGAGGCUGAGUCCGAUCUGGAUAUUGGCCACUCGACCUAUGAGGAUGUUGGCCGGGAGGAGAUGCGGAGCAAACCCCCACGGAACGCCUUGGCGAACUUGUUGAUGAACGCCUACGCCUUGUCCAGGCUGAUGCGGGAUGGCCAGGUGGCCUGGCGCGCGCUACUGCUGACCUGCUGCUUUUGCGCCUUUGUCUUCGGGCACUACUGGCUGAACAGCUUCAUCCUGAUGGACUUCUGGUGCCAGUCCCCGGUCCUGGCCACGGUCUUCCGCGCCAUCUGCUCCCCGCUGAAGUCGCUGGCCAUGACCUUCCUGGGGUUGCUGAUCAUCACCUUUGUGUAUGCCGCCAUUGGUUUCCGCUACUUCCGGGAGGACUUCCACCACUUCUGCAACGAAAAUAUCCUGACUUGUACUGAGAACAUCCUCUACCAGGGAACUCGGGGCGGCAUUGUGGGUCUAAGCCUCAUGAUGAGCAGCACGCAUCCUGGCCGGCCCGACUGGACGGAGCGCAUGCUCUAUGACAUGAGUUACUUCAUCAUAUUCGGUGUCAUCGUGCUCAACACGAUCGUGGGUCUCAUCGUCGACUCCUUCGGCGCGCUUCGGCUGGACAUGGAAGCCCGGGAAAACGAUCAGCAGACGCAGACCUUCGUGUCCUGCAUUGACCGAAGGAGCGUGGAGCAGGUCGCGCAGUCCGCGGGGAUUUCAGACGGCUUCGAGUAUCACGAGACAUACCGGCAGAACAAGUGGGACUACAUGGCAUUCCUUUUCCAUUUGUGUGAGACGGACUUGGAGGAGCGGACAGCACGGGGGGCACUCUGGGAUGGAAACCAGACACGUCGGACAUGA